CUUGUAAUGGCGCAUUCGUACAAAUUAGGGCGGGUAGAUAGCAGACUUGGUACCAUGCGGCAAAAUUGCACGGAUGAGAUUACAAGGAUGUUGUUAAUUCAAUAGCAGUAACAGAAGGAGCAAACGCGAUAUGGCAUGGCCGACUUCCUUUGUAUACAACACGUCAUGAUCGAGCGCCUGUCUCUCGCACUUUUGAGCUUAUAAAAAUCAAUUGCAGUAAUGGCCUCUGCAGUGAAAGGAAAGAUCCUAGCAGUUAUUGGAGAUGAGGAUACGGUAGUUGGUUUCUUACUUGGUGGAGUUGGUGAACUGAAUAAAGCUCGUAAGCCGAACUACCUCAUUGUUGAUAAGGCGACCGGUCUACAGGAGAUUGAAGACGCUUUCAAGGGUUUCUGUGCUCGUGAUGAUAUUGCUAUAAUUCUUAUCAAUCAGCAUAUUGCCGAAAUGAUUCGAUAUGCGGUCGACCAGCAUACAGCUUCUAUUCCUGCAGUUUUGGAGAUUCCCAGCAAGGAAGCUCCCUAUGACCCCAGCAAGGAUAGUAUCCUCAAUCGUGCUCGAGGACUUUUCAAUCCUGAAGAUUUCCGUUAG
Cylicocyclus nassatus is the source of this 585-nucleotide messenger RNA. Lineage: Eukaryota; Metazoa; Nematoda; Chromadorea; Rhabditida; Strongylidae. The record is from the annotation of a GenBank genome assembly.